This is a messenger RNA of Drosophila pseudoobscura, 5544 nucleotides long. RefSeq names its product kinesin-like protein 98A (gene Klp98A). Gene Ontology annotation, biological process: microtubule-based movement. The transcript is spliced from 11 exons. Bases 805 to 4485 code for a protein of 1226 amino acids. The record is from RefSeq and is a predicted model, not a curated record. Gene Ontology annotation, molecular function: ATP binding; microtubule binding; microtubule motor activity. NCBI's taxonomy places the organism in Eukaryota, Metazoa, Arthropoda, Insecta, Diptera, Drosophilidae.
AAUUCGGCGGUCACACUGUGGCCAACAAAAACAAUUUGUACAAAAAAAUUUUUCAAGACGACAACAUCGCGAACGCAUAUUUGAAGAUUGAAGAUAAAAGAUUGUGAAGAAAGUAAAUAGUGCACGGUUCGUUGUUUUUUGCGCUGCGAUUAACGCGUGUGCCUUUAAUGAUGUGUGUUAAGGCAUUUACAGCGCAAUUUUCAUGCGGUGGUGCUCGUGCCCCUCCAAAACUUAACAGAAAUCCAAUGCAGAGGCAGCAAGCAGAUACUUAUGCCUGCUCCCUGCUGCUGCUAAACAAUUAAUCAAAUAAUAAUGAUGACUGCCCAAGGUGCCAGUGGAAGUGAAUCGAAAUUAUAUUGCGCACAAUCAUCAUUAUUAGUACGAGUAUUAUGUGCAGUUGUCUGCGGAGGCGCGCAAAGUACGGCCAAGAAGUCGUGGACAGCGGAGCGCUGCUGCUGCUGCUCGACAUAAGGCACAACGGUGGUGCGUCGGUGCACAAGAAAGGCAAAAGAAAAACAAACUAAAACAAGGCCAAGAAGGCCAGAGAAAACAGAAAAGAAAACAAAAUACACAAAGUGUGUUCACCAUUAUCGAAGUGCUUCGCAUAGUCCCCCCCCUCCUAAGAACGCCACACACCUCCCCACUCGAUUCAAAUUACGUGGCUCGUGGCAGUGGACAAACCUGUCUGCAAAAAUCUGAAUCUGGAUAUACUGUACCGCGCACCCACCCCCGUGAACGGCACAUAGCUUCAGAUCCAAUAGGAAAAAAAGGAGUACAAGAAUCCGAGGAACAACCACCACCGAAAUGUCAUCGCUCAAGGUUGCCGUGAGGGUUCGCCCCUUUAACACUCGCGAGAAUGACAUGGACGCACAGCUCAUCAUGGAGAUGGAGGGCAAGCAGACGCGCCUGAUGAAGCCCCGGCUGCAGUCGAUCCGCGAUGCCGGACGGGACAAUCAUCAUGACUUCACCUUCGACUACUCGUAUUGGUCGUUCGAUGCCGAGGAUCCGCACUUUGCCACCCAGGAGCAGGUGUACAGCGAUCUCGGCAACGAUGUGGUCGAUUGUGCCUACGAAGGCUACAAUGCAUGUGUGUUCGCCUACGGACAGACGGGCUCGGGCAAAACCUUCACGAUGAUGGGCACGCCGAACAACCCGGGACUGAUACCGCGCAUCUGCGAGGAGCUGUUCAAUCGCAUGCGCGUGGGCCAGGAGUCGGGCACGGGCUAUCGCACGCAUGCCAGCUACCUGGAGAUCUACAACGAGCGGGUGAAGGAUCUGCUGGCGGCCCAGAGCACCGGACACGGGCUGAGAGUGCGCGAGCAUCGGAGUCUGGGCCCCUACGUGGAGAAUCUGUCGCAGCAUGCGGUCUCCGAUUUCGAUGAGAUUCAGGAAUGCAUUGCUCGAGGGAAUGCGCAACGCACCACGGCCAGCACAAACAUGAACGACACGAGCAGUCGCAGUCACGCCAUCUUCACGAUCACAUUUGUGCAGGCGGUCUUCAUGAAUGACAUGCCAAGCGAGACAGUCUCGAAGAUCCAUUUGGUCGAUCUGGCGGGCAGCGAGCGUGCCAAUGCAACGGGUGCGACGGGUCAGCGCCUGAAGGAGGGGGCGCACAUCAACAAGUCCCUGGUGACGCUGGGCAGCGUCAUAUCCGCGUUGGCGGAGCAGACGAGCGCCGCACACAACAACUCGACGCUGGCCACAACCCCGAACAGUGCCAGCAAGCGGGUGCUGUACAUACCCUAUCGCGACUCGAUUCUCACGUGGCUCCUGAAGGACAGUUUGGGUGGCAACAGCAAGACAAUCAUGAUAGCAGCCCUGUCCCCAGCGGACUGCAACUACAGCGAGACCCUGAGCACCUUGCGGUACGCCAAUCGAGCGAAGAAUAUCAUCAACAAGCCCACAGUUAAUGAGGAUUCCCAUGUGAAGCUGAUUCGAGAGCUCAGGGAGGAGAUCAACAAGCUCAAGUCCAUGCUAGCUGGUGACAUUCAAUCAUUGCAGCCGUCUCUCAAGGUAUUGGCCGAUCUCCAGAAGAAGGAGGCACAGGAGAAAGUGCUCACCGAAGAGUGGACGGAGAAAUGGAAGGUGGCCCAGUCGAUUCUGCAGGAGCAAAAGAGCCUGGGUCUGCGUAAGUCCGGUGUGGGCGUGGUCCUCGACUCGGAGAUGCCGCAUCUGAUUGGCAUCCACAACGAUGUGACCACCGGCGUGACCCUGUACAGCCUCAAAGAGGGAGAGACGCGCAUUGGCACCGAGGAGGCGGAGCUGUCGCAGGAUAUCGAGCUGGCGGGCGACGGAAUCCGGGCCCAGCAUUGCAGUAUCGUGCUGAAGGGCGGCGUGGUUACGCUGCAUCCCUGGCCCCUGGCCCAGUGCUGGGUGAACGCCCAUUUGAUUGACGAACCCAAGCAGAUCUCGCAGGGCGACAUCAUACUGCUGGGACGCACGAACAUCUUUCGCUUCAACAAUCCCGCGGAGGCGGCAAAGCUGCGCAAGGACUUGAGUCGAUCGCAGCUGGACAUGUCGCGACUGUCGCUGAUCACGUCGUCGAAGGAGAACCUGCUCACGUGCAGCAUUUAUUCGGACGAGGAUGGGGCAUCGCCCUAUAAGCGCCCCGAACGGCAGUAUUAUCCUCAGCGUCCCAUGUCGCGGGACGAUCCAGAGUUGCAGGAUGAGAAUCGCAAGAUUCUCGACACCAUCGAGAAUGCCUUGAAGCAGUUGAAUGUGGAACGCGUUCAGAUGCACGACCAAUACAAGACGAAGGUGAGGAAGCUGACAGAGGAACUGAUACGCCUGGAGCAGGAGGAGAUGGAUGGCUUGCAGCUACUGAAUUGUCGCGAACAGGAGCUGGUUGCCCGCAAGGAUAUGCUGCUGUGGGAGAAGACCAACGAGAAGGUUCAGAUGGGCAUGAAGAUCGAGGAAGGCACUCCUCUGAAUGACGAGCUGCUGUUGCAGGUCUCUGAUUCGUUGGAUCUGUUUGCCGCUCAAUUUAUUAAGGACACUGUUCGCAGAAAUAAUGAGGAAAUUCGUAAACUGGAUGAGGAAAUAGCCGAAAAGGAGCGCAUUCUCAAUGCCAGCACCAGCAAGAUAGCCAAAGUGGAUGAGACCAUGCUGGAGAUCCAAGCUCAAUUAGAACGACUGCGUCUGGAACGCGCCGAGAGCGAGGCCGAGGCGCAGGCGAUGCGUGCCAGGAAGCAGACUAUGAAGCUGCAGCUCAGCAACAAGUCCUUGUCCAUGUCCACCUCGACCAGCACAAACGAGGCAGACGAUGUGUCCAAAUCGGACACUUAUGAGACCUGUGAUACCUUCCAUACCGCCCAAUCGAAUUUCUCGCUUGUCUCAUCGCCCACCAUCACGGAGGGCCAACAGACGCCGCUCAGCAACUGCUCCUGCGAGGCAGAGGAUGAGGCGGAAGACACGCGCAAGGAUGACGACAUUUCAGGCAGCAGCGAGGAUGCCUCUCGCACCUGCACUGCCGGCCCAAGCAGCGGUAGUGGCAGUGGCUGCGGCAGUGCCAGCACCGGAGGUGGUGCACCCAGUGCAACGCCCAGCUCGCAGGCUAUUAUGAGCGACAGUGGCGUGUGCCUGGACAGCCGAACACAGGCGCUGCUCCAGAAUGGACACCUCAACAAUUAUAAGCAGAGCGUGCGCACCAGUGACGAGGAUACGGGCUCCUGCUCCUCCUGUGAACUAGGCCGGCACUCGGAUAACUCGCGUCCCUAUUGUCCGCUGCACUCGCUGCGCCGCAAGAUUGCCGCCCAGAAGGCAUUGAUCAUGAAGAACCUCGAAACGGACCUGAACAAGACCCAGUUGGAUGAGCAAAUUGCAGAUCUGCAGGAUCUGCAGAGACGCUACAUUCAAAUGGAGCAGGAAAUGCUCCAGAGCGUGCAGGACUUGGAGGCGCACGCCCAGUGCUGUGCCGACGAGCGGUCCGGAAUGGAGCGGCAGUACGAGCUGGCGAGCUCCAUUAUGCGAUCGAGUGUGAUGAGUCCCACCAGCAUGGAGGAGUCCACAUCGCAAAUCUAUCCACCCAGCAUGACAAGAUCCUGCCCAUCUAUGCGGGAGUUUCCGGCUGACGGCGAUCACUUCAUAACGAUACCCUCCUUUGUGAUGCGUGGAGCUGGCAAGCAGACGCACUACGAGUACGAGGUGCGCAUCGCCCUGCCCGAUGGCAAACUGAACAUUCUCCGACGCUACAGUCGCUUCCGGGAGCUGCAUUUAUGCAUGAAGCACUGCUAUGGAGCCAAGAUCUCUGCAUUACCAUUUCCACGCCGUGAGCUCUUUGCGUCGAACAGCGAGCCAGUAGCCAAGCAUCGUCGACGCCUUUUGGAGCUCUACUUACGUCGGCUUUUUGUGGUCUGCUCGAAGAUACCACAAUGCCCGAUAUAUGAGGGACCUGGGGGACCGGGCCUCACGCGGGCCUCACUCGUCCAGCUGUCGUCUUUUUUCAAGAAGGGCCUGUUCGAGAACGGGAAGCAUGGGACGGGAUAAUAGUUAACCUACUGCUGAAUUAUCUCCUGCCUACAGUGUGUCUUUUUAUUUAUUUGUACUACCUGUUAAGCUAUAUGAACGACAACAUGGACCUGUUUUGAGUAGCUAUCUCCCAAGUAUGUACUAAUUAGAGUAAUUAUAGAAAAGAGCGAAAUUAAAGUGUAAGCCCCUAGAUAUGUAAGACCACCAGUGUCCUUUCAACCACUUUUUUUUAUACAUAUAUACCAAUCGUUAUUAUUAUGAACUGUAACUGUAAUGGAGCUUUAUAUUAAACACACACACACACACACACACACACUUGAAACUCUAAAACUCUAAAACUGUAACUGCCAGUGGCAAUGUGUUGCAAUCACUGAGAUAAUUACUAGAACUAAGUGCAAAAAUAUGUCUGUUAAAAUGUCACGUUGAGAAUUGUUUAGAUUGGUUUGGAAUGGUAUGGUAUGGCAGAAGGGUAUGUAUUUCGAUUUUGGCCCAAGCACUGUUUAGCUGGCGCAUUUUAAUUAGUUAAUUAUUCCUCAAACGAUAGUUAAAUAUACAAAUACUUCCGAAAGUUAUUCCAGUUAUUAAGUCUGUGAUUAUAUCAAUUGAAAGUUAUCAACACUGAAUCUGUAACUGAAUCUGUAUCGUGUAUCCAAGCGAACACAAAUCCAACAACUGACAAACUCUACAAUCUACUUAGGCUUAAGAUAAAUGUAUAAACAGGAGCACUGUAGACGGGUCUAGGUGGGCAGAUAUUUGGCAGUAGGUUAUAUGAUUUAGCAUGUAAGAGCAUUUACACUUAAGCUGAUGAUUGUCGCAAUUAUUUAGUAAAUUAAUUAUGAGUACAACUACUUGAAAAUGAUGAAACAAACAUGAAAUGUUCAAUGUAAGGAAACGCGUUUAGAUACAAUACUUUAUAUACACACGAUUUAUGAUAUUAUGAUGAUUGCAAUAAGUGAAACAAUAAUAGCGUAAAUCCCCUCUCUCGGGCAGGCCAAUCCCGAUUUACCGAUGACAGUAGGUGUGCGGGUGUGCUGGCCCAAAAAUAUACACAAUAUACGUAAUUAUACACAACAAAAA